CCCACAACAACCAUCGAUUUCGAUUUGUUCUUGGUUGUGUCCUGUUGCUUGUGGUUGCGGUUGUGGUUGUGGUUGUUCCUUUUGUCCUUGUAGACGGUAGUGCACAAUCAAGCAAGCAAGCAAGCAAGAAAGUGUAACGAACAUGAAGUUGGAGGAGAGUGCCAAAGGCACCGAGCUGCAAUGCGUGACGGAAGACUCCAAACAGUCUGCUGCUGUUGUUUCGCAGCAAGAUGAUGUUUCUUCAGCCACGCCUGAUUUGGAUCAUCACGAGGAUUGGAGGAUCAUUCUGUACUAUUGCUAUAUGGAUUUGGAUGUUGGGAAUGCCGCUGUCGAUCAGCAUGUGGAGUUUCAACGUGACAUUUGUCAACAACACGAGUUACUGGGACGGAUACGCGUCAGCCCAGAAGGCAUCAAUGGCGUUCUCUCGGGUCGUCGGGUCGCUUGUCAAGCGUACGAAGAGCAAUUGCGAGCCGAAUUGACGCGAUUGAUCUCGUUCGAUACUGAAUUAGAUGUCAAGUACUGCAAGCUUCGCACGGAUUUGCCCGUGUCGACACAAGUCUUUGAUUCCCUAAUGGUCAAGGCCACCAACUCGGUCGUGAGUUUGUUUGAACCAGGCAUGCUCCAUCAUGACAACGACAAUGACAACAAAAGUUCGACAAAAAAGAAAUACUCCAAACAAUCCAAUCGACGAAAACGACGCCAACAACAACGCAAAGACCUCAUGGAUCAAGACAAGCUACAACUAGACAAUCAUCUACGACAAUUGGCCAAUCAAGUACCCAACUUUCCAGGAGCUCUACACUUGUCGCCACAAGAAUGGGAUAGAAAAUUGCAGCAGGCGAGAGGAGGAGAUGCCAUUCUACUCGAUUGUCGCAAUGUAUACGAAAGCAAUGUGGGCUAUUUUCAAGUUACUUCUACAACUACUACAACUAAUACCCUGCUCACCAAUACGCGCAAGUACUCUGAUCUGCCCAAGAUAUUGCUGCAGUCCAAAGAUCAAUGGGCACAUAAGAAACAAAUAUUCAUGUAUUGUACUGGGGGAGUACGCUGCGAAAUGGCAAGCAAAUUCGUGCAGGCCGUCGUGGCAACAAACAAUAAUAAUCAACAACAACAGCAACAAUCACCAAACGACGACGUGCAAGUCUAUCAACUCCAUGGUGGAAUUCAAAAAUACUUGGAGCAUCACUACUACAACAACCAACCAGAACAACAAAACAGUUCUAACGAUGAUGAGAACAACAACAACAACAACAACAACAAGAGCGAAGGUUUCUACCGUGGCCUCAACUUUGUCUUUGAUCCUCGACGAACCGAUCCCAUGGUCAUUCCACAAAAAUAUAAUAAUACUGGUGAUGCUGAUGCCACUAGUACUACGUGUGUGGGAAAAUGUUGUCGAUGUGGAAUUCCACACGAUGACUACGACAAUGGACAUGCUCCCGUCGAAAACAAGGAAGCACGGUGCUGCAAAUGCCGCAUUCUGCUUUUGGUCUGUAAUGCCUGUCGGGACAAUGUCCAGUGCUGGGGGGAACCCGAAAAGGAGGGUGUUUCAAAACUCUUUUGUGGCAUUGAUGAUCACUGCGGUGAUUACCAAGCCACGGGACAAAAUCCAGUGAGCAUUGUGGGCGGGGCGUCAUAG
Seminavis robusta is the source of this 1636-nucleotide messenger RNA. The record is from the annotation of a GenBank genome assembly. NCBI's taxonomy places the organism in Eukaryota, Bacillariophyta, Bacillariophyceae, Naviculales, Naviculaceae.